Messenger RNA from Physcomitrium patens, 1614 nucleotides. RefSeq names its product formate dehydrogenase 1, mitochondrial. Gene Ontology annotation, molecular function: formate dehydrogenase (NAD+) activity; oxidoreductase activity, acting on the CH-OH group of donors, NAD or NADP as acceptor; NAD binding. Gene Ontology annotation, cellular component: mitochondrion; chloroplast. The record is from RefSeq and is a predicted model, not a curated record. NCBI's taxonomy places the organism in Eukaryota, Viridiplantae, Streptophyta, Bryopsida, Funariales, Funariaceae.
AAAAGCAGAGGCAACACGGAUCCUAAAUUCAGUACCCUUCUAAGUGUCGAUCGAGCCUCUCUGCACACUUGGUUACACCAUCUCAAUUGGUACACGCUCUAGCCAAAGUGUGCGACGACUCUGAUCCGUUGUAUAUUUGUCUAUGGAAGCCGAUUCUGUACACAAUUAGGUAAGUUUGAAGGUUGGUGCACUGCUGGAGCAGAGAUUUUAGAGAGAAGUGGUGUGGCGGAGAAUUCAUGGCGUCAAGGAGAAUUGGAGGGGUGUUGCUCGCAGGUUCGAGGGCCUUAUCUAGGCAGCAUGGACUUACUGGUGCCUCUGCAGCGGACAGCCAAAUCCUUCAAAGGCAUCUACAGUUCUCUCGAUUCAGCUAUAGCAGCGCAGCGGGAGGAGAGUCUAAGAAGAUAUUGGGUGUCUUUUUCGCUGCACACGAGUAUGCGAAGAAUCCUGAGUUUCUGGGAUGUGUCGAAAACGCUUUGGGAAUUCGCGAGUGGUUGGAAUCAAAAGGCCACAAGUACGUUGUUACUUCCGACAAGGAUGGCCCUGACUCUGAACUGGAUAAAGAGUUAGCUGACGCACACAUUUUGAUCACUACGCCCUUCCACCCUGCGUACAUGACGAAGGAGAGGCUCGCCAAAGCCAAGAACCUCGAGCUCUUGGUGACUGCUGGUGUGGGAUCCGACCACAUUGACCUUCAUGCUGCUGCUGAAAAGGGCCUUACGGUGUCAGAGGUCACAGGAAGCAACGUGACGUCAGUUGCGGAGGAUGAAGUGCUGCGUAUACUGGUUCUGGUCCGAAACUUUGCACCAGGAUGGAAGCAGGUCUCCGAAGGUGGUUGGAAUGUGGCCGCUGUCGUCCACCAUGCAUAUGACCUGAUUGACAGGACCGUGGGCACAGUUGGUGGUGGCCGUAUCGGUCAAGAGCUCAUGAAACGGCUCAAGGGUUUCGGGCUUAAGGAGAUGCUCUACUACGACAGGAACUCGCUCGGCGCCGAACGUGAAAAAGAGCUGGGUUGCAAGCGAGAGACGGACCUGGACACCAUGUUAUCAAAGUGCGAUGUCGUCGUCGUGAACACGCCCUUGACGGAUCAAACACGGGGUCUGUUCAACAAGGAGCGUAUUGCGAAGAUGAAGAAGGGAGCUUAUCUGGUGAACAACGCGCGAGGAGCCAUUGCAGAUACGGAGGCAGUGAAAGAAGCAUGCGAGUCAGGACACCUCGGAGGAUAUGGAGGAGAUGUAUGGAACGCUCAGCCGGCAGGAAAGGACCAUCCUUGGCGUUACAUGCCGAACCACGCCAUGACCCCCCAUAUCUCCGGCACGACCCUCGACGCCCAGAAACGGUUCGCAGCCGGGACGAAGGACAUGAUCGACCGCUGGUUGAAGCACGAGGCUUUCCCCGAGCAGAACUACAUUGUGCGUGAAGGCAAACUUGCGAGCCAGUACCUUUGAAUGAGCGCCGCCGCAGACAUAUAUCCACGUCGGGUGGGGCCAGAUUGGCGGUGUGAAUAGGUUCCAAUGUGAGAGAAUAAAUUUUGACUUUGAACUUUGAAAAAAAACAUCUUUUGACCUUUUUACCUAUUUUCUCAAGUCAGUGGGCCCACUUCACUGUUGUUUUAAA